Messenger RNA from Colletotrichum truncatum, 867 nucleotides. Its product is annotated as tetraspanin tsp3. The record is from RefSeq and is a predicted model, not a curated record. NCBI's taxonomy places the organism in Eukaryota, Fungi, Ascomycota, Sordariomycetes, Glomerellales, Glomerellaceae.
AUGGUCAAUCCAGGGAUCGUGUACCUCGUGGUGAGCUCACAUGAGACUGGGCUCCAGAGCGUCAUUCACGUAUCGAGCGCGUAUUUAGCAAUCCCCAUUGCUCACUACCAAAGAUUGUUCGCCAUCGUACUUCCCAUAAUCGGCGCGGCAAAUGCCUUCUAUUAUCCUCGUCUGCUCUUCAACGCAAGCCAGUCACCAGCUCGUGCCCAGCAGCUUCUGCCAACAAUUAUCCAAAGCUUGCAAGGAAUCUUGACGACUGUGUUCGCUGUUUUGUUUUUCCAAAUCGCCGUACCCGGCGUCUAUCUCAACUGUGGGUUAUCCACGACAUGGCAACAAAUGUUUGCCCAGAAGGACGAGGCCUCGAUUCGACAAAUCCAAGAAAGUUUUGACUGCUGCGGCUUCAACACUCCAAAAGACCGUGCCUGGCCGUUCACUGGCGACAUUCAAUGUGCGCAAAGAUAUGGACGCAACACCCCGUGUAUCGGGCCAUGGCGGCAGGCGACAAUCAGAAAUUCGGCCAUCGACCUGGGGGUUGUUCUGGCCGUAGGUGGUUUACAGAUUCUUACUCUGCUCUUCGUGCAGAGCGCUAGCAACUGGAGGCAUGCUUGGUGGGCACAGGGAUGGCGACACCUUUCAGAACGCCCCAUUGAGGAACGCGAGCGCACUCGACCUCUUCUGACUGCUGCCGCCACCGCCGCCGUUGCCGCCGUCCAAACCGACAGCGGCGAUGAAUCUGAUGUGCCCAUAACCUACCGCGACCUCAGUCCCCAGUACGGUACCACCGGUGAUGGACCUCGUGGUAGGCCUCGCGCUACUGCUGGUCGCAUCGAGCCCUCCUCACUAAGAAAUGUUUGGGACGCCGAAUAG